Messenger RNA from Tyto alba (common barn owl), 2580 nucleotides. RefSeq names its product ankyrin repeat domain 54 (gene ANKRD54). Bases 39 to 860 code for a protein of 273 amino acids. The transcript has 8 exons. The record is from RefSeq and is a predicted model, not a curated record. Gene Ontology annotation, molecular function: protein binding. Lineage: Eukaryota; Metazoa; Chordata; Aves; Strigiformes; Tytonidae.
CUACCCCCGCGCGGCGGCGCCGCCUGGGCCGUGAGGGGAUGGAGGGAGGCGGCGGGGCCGCGGCAGCGCCCGAGGCGGCGCCGGUGCCAGAAUCUGAGUCUGAUCCGGGAUCGGGGGCCGGGCUGGCGCUGGGGGGGGCGGCGGCGGCGGCGGCGGGAUCCCCCCUCGGCUACCUGCACGUCCUGUGGCAACGGGAGGAGCCCGCGGGCAAGAUCCCGGCCCGCCGCCUGCGCAGGGCCGCCCGCCUCCACCGCCGGCUGGGGCCUACGGGCAAGGAGAGCCACGCUCUGAAAAGGCUGCGUGAAGCUGCCAAUAGCAAUGACUUGGACACAGUGCAGCAACUCUUGGAGGAGGGAAGUGACCCCUGUGCCGCGGACGACAAAGGCCGGACAGCCCUGCACUUUGCCUCCUGCAAUGGCAACGACCACAUCGUGCAACUGCUCCUGGACCAUGGGGCUGACCCCAACCAGAGAGAUGGGCUGGGAAACACUCCCUUACACUUGGCUGCCUGCACGAACCACGUUCCUGUCAUCACCACACUGCUGCGCGGAGGGGCCAGAGUUGAUGCCUUGGAUCGAGCUGGCAGAACCCCGCUACACCUUGCUAAGUCAAAGCUAAACAUCCUGCAGGAAGGACUUUCCCACAGCCUGGAGGCCGUACGCCUUGAAGUGAAACAGAUUAUCCAGAUGUUGCGGGAAUACCUGGAGCGACUGGGGAGGCAUGAACAAAAGGAACAGCUGGAUGACCUCUGCUCCAGGUUACAGAUGACGAGCACAAAGGAGCAGGUGGAUGAGGUUACAGACCUCCUGGCCAGCUUCACGUCGCUCAGCCUGCAGAUGCAGAGGAUGGAGAAGAGGUAAUGGGCUUCCAAAUGCAUCUUCCUGAUGCAGCAGGAGAAAUCUUAGAGGGCAAAAGAGGGAGCUGAAGCUUGCUUCCCAGAUCGCUGAAUAAACUUUGCUGCCAGCGGCCAUUCCUGCCAGAUCCACGCUCUGGUGGUGCUCAGACUGAUCCUGUUCGUGCUGCCACAACUGCCUCAUGGGGGGCAGCAGGCUUUGGACAACAGAGAUGACAGACAAUAGAGUGCUGCAGCUGAGACCUUUGGAAAAAAAUUGCUGCUCUUCUUUUUACCCGAUGAGCUGGCGCUGAAUAGGAUACCCCUUCCAGAGCUAUUUUGCCUUCUCCUAACCACUUCAGCUUGACGUAGGUGGUGGCUGAUGCCAUGUGCAGUCACCAGCCCUGACUUGUGCACUCAGCAGCUGGCCAACAUCACAGAAAUGCUUGGAACGGGCACCUUUUGCCACCUCCACAGUACUCGGUUGCAUGGGGUAGAAAGUGGAUGCCUCAGACAACAGAAGGCUUUGUGCUGUGAGAAGAACACACACUUAAUUCUGCAUGCUAGCAGCUGAGCAAACAUACUGCCUCAAGAAACAUGCCCUGAGGCUUAAUCCUAACCUUCCCCAGAGCCCGUGGUCGGAGGGCAGAGAAUCUGUGUGGCUACAAAUGGGAUACAAAGCUUUUUAAUCACUAGACUAACAGCUUUCAGGGGCCCUGGUUUUUAAAUCACUGCUGCAAGUUAGUGAUUAAAUACUACAGUGAAACAUUUGCAAAGAAUACCAGGGUAGACAGCUAGCAGGUCAGCGGUGCCCUGAUGCAAGAAUAAGGUUUGGGGGGGUGACUUGAUCCUAGUGCAGUUUUAGGCAGACAUCUGCAUCUUGCAAAAAAAAAAAAAAAAACAACUCCACCAUAAAUGAAUUUUGUGUUUCCUGUUACUGGCGGUCUUGGGGCAAGAGGUCCAGUUGCAACUGGAGGUGAUGUGUAUUCAGCUGUAGUAUUAGGCUGGGAUGGAGGUGGAUUUACAGCUGCCUCAGGAGCACCAGAGCUGACCCGUACUGUGUUUCUUGCUUGUCAUGGAGAGGUGCUGCUCCAGGACCUUCAGUGCAGCGUGAGGAACGAGCUGUGACCUCUGCUGGGAGCCUGAAGUGGUGCAGCUAUGAAGGAUGCAGGGAAUUGCCCUUGCUAAUCUCUUGCUUCUGCCCCACUGUGGUUAGUAACGCAGAUGUAGCUAGCUUUGUUUUGGAGCUGGGAUCCAUAAAUCUUGUUGUAGGGUGCAAAUAGCAGCAGGGUGGCAAGAACAUGCCCGAUAGCAAUCAGAGUUCCCACCUCUGUGCCACACCUAAAUGACACGGUGUGCUGGUAGCGAUACCCACCCCACAACUUGGGAAACGCUGGUUUGGGGGUGUUUAUUCUUAGGGUUCAGCUUAACCAUGCGACAGCCACAGUCUGGAGCGUUCUUCAGAGGCCUUCAGGUGUUCUCUAAUAUUUGGCCUCUUGUUCAGGAAGAGGCUGAGCGGACCUCCACGUUCAAAGCUGAGAUACCAGAAAUACUCAUGACUUUUAGGUGGGUUCAUCCGCAGGGUGGUGGAGGCCAUGACUGGGACUAACAGUCUCCAGUUUGGCUGGAGCUGUCACUGUGAAUACCGAUACUUCGCUGCGAUAUGCUGGAUGGGAAGGAUACUGAGGGGGUGGGAGACAACCUGACCUUUUUGUAUUUUGAACUUCAAUAAAAUCCCGUCAACCUUU